AAUUGUUCCGGCUAUUAUCUCUUUAUUUUUGCCUCAUUAUUAGAAAAAGGAAAACGGAGAUGAUGAUGGUGAUGAUAGGCUCAGCGUGCUCCCGGAUCACAUUCUUGUUGAUAUCAUGCACCUCCUUGACUGGAGAACUAUGAUACGGGCUAGUACACUCUCGACGCGGUGGAAGCCGCUUCCUUAUUUGCUAACAAAUCUUUAUCUUCACGUCGACGACUUCAAACCUCGAACAGGGAUUUUAGUGAUGAGCCAACUCAACAAUCUGAUGAGUCUUUAUACUGAAACAAUAAAGAGAUUGUUGGCUCCUAUGGGUGAACGCGCCAUCAAGGUCUUGCGCCUCCGUUUCUACAUGACAGAUCCUCACUUGAAAUCCAUUGGGUCCAUAGUAACCAGCGUCCUUGAGCGGGGGAGCACCAAGUACCUUGAGUUCAUCAUAGUGACAGAGCUACAUGACGUGCAAUGCAACGAGGACAAUGUCCGAUUUGGACAGCGCUUCAUCAGGUUCUUUAACUCCUAUCCCUACACAUUCAGAUGUCUUAGAAGCCUCUCUAUUCAGAACAUGAGAUUCAACGAGUCCGAUGUGCCAAACCUGCUGAAUGCCUGUGACCAGCUGCAGCGCUUGUGCAUUGAGUCCUGUGACUCUGGCCGGCGAUCCGUUCUGCAGAUUGACGUGCCACGUUCUCGGCUGAUCGAGCUGGUAUUUGAAUUCUGUGGCUAUGUUCGAAUCGAACUUGUCCGGGUCCCUAAACUUGUGGUUACUUAUGACACUUGGAUGCGUGAAAACCCUCCCAUUGUUUUCGGUCACGUCCCAAAACUUCGGAGCAUCAAUUUCGGUUGCGCUUGCAUGAAUUGGCAGCCACCGUUCGUGCUGAGCAACUGGCUGUCAGGCACAAGACUGGAAAUUGUGAGCUUGGACUUCCAUGAUUGGAUGAUUUGGGUUAAACCUGAAGACCCAAAACUGCUCCAACCUAUCUUUAGCAAUCUGAUGGAUUUGUACCUCUCCAACAUCUUCGCUGAAUGUGACCUUGAGUGGACUGUCUAUCUCCUUGAAGCUGCACCCUCUCUGAAGAAUUUCUUCCUCACGGUGUCAAGACAUGUGUGCGGAAGGAAUGACUAUGUGGACAAUGCUGAGAGGGUCAAUGUUGCAUGGGAAGCAUCAUCUGGUUUCAAGCAUUACAAGUUAAAAUUAUUGGACAUAGGAGGCUUCGAGACGGAUUGUAAGAUGAUGAAAUACAUAAGGCUUGUGAUGGGGUGUGCUGCACGGCUGAGGACGAUCUGCUUGCACAAUAAAGAACCAUGUGAUGAUUGUGAUGCGAUGCACCGUGAGGCUCCAUCAGGGUCUAGUUUUCCAGUUGAUGAGGGUGAUAAGAAUCUAAUAAGGGAGCAUCUAACAGAUGGGCUCUCAUCUGCUAUUGAAAUAAUCUUUGAAUGAUAUCAAGGUCAAUAUUGAUGGUCUAGUCAAGUAAGAAUGGUGUGCUAUCUUGAUGCACCCGGAAAUGAUUGGACUGAUAGAGCCUGAUAAUUCCAGAUUCCCCUGUUACCGGAGUGUUGUUAGAAUGCUUGUU
Panicum virgatum (switchgrass) is the source of this 1568-nucleotide messenger RNA. RefSeq lists its product as uncharacterized. NCBI's taxonomy places the organism in Eukaryota, Viridiplantae, Streptophyta, Magnoliopsida, Poales, Poaceae. The coding region runs from base 116 to 1435 and encodes 439 amino acids. The transcript has 3 exons. The record is from RefSeq and is a predicted model, not a curated record.